Molecule: messenger RNA, 2800 nt
Organism: Rana temporaria (common frog)
Lineage: Eukaryota; Metazoa; Chordata; Amphibia; Anura; Ranidae
Product: protocadherin gamma-B1-like
Exons: 1
Coding region: 302-2800 (832 amino acids)
Biological process (GO): homophilic cell-cell adhesion
Cellular component (GO): plasma membrane
Molecular function (GO): calcium ion binding
Source: RefSeq, a predicted model, not a curated record
UAAAAUGCAUUACAGUAUAUUACAAAAAAUAAUAGUAACUUGUUUAUAAGGAAUUAUUCCUUUAGUACUGCAAUUCCAAAGUUUGGCCUCAAAGCGCCGCUGUUUGACUAAUAAAUGUAUAGAACUGAAACUCCAACAAUGUUUUCCUCAGUGAAACACACAGCAGGUCUGCAACAGAGAAGACCGAUCUUUUUGCAAUAUAAAUUCUAGUCAAAGUGCAGCAUGUUUGCUGUUAUUUCAAUGGACUGAGCAGUUUGAAACACCUUUCUUACUUUGAUGGAUUAUAUUUCCCAAAUGGAUUAUGGAGCAGAUUUGCAUGCAAAUAAUGCCUGAGAUGAAAGAAAACUUAAAGACAAACAAAGGAAUCAUAUGGCAAGUAACAUUUUUCUUCUUAUUUUACUGGCUAUGUCAUUCAGUCUCUGGUCAGAUUCAUUAUAACAUUGUAGAAGAAAUGAAAAAAGACUCUGUUAUAGCAAAUAUUGCAGAUGAUCUUGAAUUAGAUAUAAACAAAUUGUCAUCUAGAAAACUACAGAUUGUGUCUCAUGUUUCAGAGAAACAUUUUUAUGUGAAUCCAGGAAAUGGAAAUCUCUAUGUGAGAGACAGGAUAGACCGAGAGACACUGUGUGGAUCAGCAGCUACAUGCUCUUUAAUAUUUGAUGCAAUGGUUGAAAAUCCCUUCUAUUUUUUCAACAUCAAUAUAGUAAUUCAGGACAUAAAUGAUAAUGCUCCAGUAUUUUUUCAUGACACAUUUACCAUAGAAAUUGUUGAGUUCACAUUACCAGGAGCCAGAUUUGCUUUACAAAGCGCAGAAGAUCCAGAUAUUGGUAUCAAUUCUAUACAGACAUACAAGCUUGGUGAUAAUCAAUAUUUUACACUGACUGAGACAAAAGGAGAUGAUGGAAGUACAUUUCCAGAACUUAUUCUAGAGAAGCCUUUAGAUAGAGAAACACAAAGUAAUCAUGAAUUAAUUCUAACAGCAUUAGAUGGAGGAAAUCCUGUUAGAUCUGGUACUGUACUAAUCAAAAUAGUUAUUGCCGAUGCCAAUGACAAUGUUCCUAAAUUUACACAAAAUGUGUAUAAAGUCAGUGUCAAUGAAAAUGAUCCUGUUAACUCAACUGUAAUCAUAGUGGAAGCAACAGACACAGAUGAAGGCACCAAUGCACAGAUCACUUACUCAUUUAGUAAAAACUCAGAAAGCAUUCAUCAUACAGGUAUGUUUAGCAUCAACUCAGCAAAUGGAGAAAUACAAACAAAUAGAAAUUUUGAUUUUGAGAAGAUAAAAAACUAUGAAUUAUCUGUACAGGCCAAAGAUGGAGGAGGCCUUGUUGCCCAUGCCAAGGUACUCAUAGAAGUAAUAGAUGACAACGAUAAUGCUCCUGAGAUAAUCAUUACCUCAUUAUCCACUUCUAUUCCUGAGGAUUCUGAGCCUGGAACAGUGAUUGCUGUAAUAAGAGUCAAUGAUCAAGAUUCUGGGGAGAAUGGGGAAGUUGAUUGCCAGAUUACAGAGAAGGUACCAUUUGAGUUAAAUCUGUCAUCUAACAGAUUCUAUAAGAUAAUCACCACAAAAAUUGUAGAUAGAGAAAUAAAUUCUAGCUAUAAUAUAACUGUUGUAGCUACUGACAGAGGAUCUCCUUCACUUUCCAGAAGAAGGACCAUCAGAUUAGAGAUAUCAGAUACUAACGACAAUCCACCAGUAUUUAUGAAAUCCACAUAUGUAGCUUAUAUAUCAGAAAAUAACUUACCAGGAGCCUCAAUUUACAGUGUAAAAGCUUUAGAUCCUGAUGCUGGUGACAAUGCUAAAAUUAUGUAUUCAGUUUUUAAUACUAAUAUAGAUGAUCUCCCAGUAUCCACGUAUUUCUCUAUUAAUAUAAAGACUGGAGUUCUAUAUGCUCAGAGGUCAUUUGACUUUGAGCAAAACAAAGAGUUUAAAUUACAAGUGACUGCUAGAGACAAUGGUUCACCAUCCCUGAGCAGCGAUGUCACAUUACUUAUUCGAAUAGUAGAUCAAAAUGACAAUGCACCGAAAAUCCUCUACCCUCCACCAGAAAAUGGCUUAACUGUGUUUGAGAUGGUCCCUUUUCCCUCUGAACCUGGAUCUUUAAUAACAAAGGUGGUUGCAGUGGAUGAAGACUCUGGACAUAAUUCUUGGCUGUCUUAUCAUUUCAUGCAAGUCUCGGAACCAUUUUACUGUAUCAUUAAUAAACAUACUGGAGAAAUUAGGACAUCACGAGCCUUUCAAGAAAAGCAUGUACUAAAUCAUAAAGUUGUGGUGUUGGUGAAGGACAACGGAGUCCCCUCUCUCUCAUCUACUACAACCUUAAGUCUGGUUAUUGCAGACAGGUUUCAACAAGUGGUUCCUAAAAUUAUCAGUCAUGCUAAUGAUGGCAAUGUUGAUUCAAAUCAGCAGCUAUACUUAGUGAUUGCCUUAGCACUGAUUUCAUUGUUAUUUAUUAUAACUAUUAUGGUGGUUAUCAUAUCAAAAUGCAGAGUAUCCAAAUCCCCAACAACCUCUUUUAGUACAAGUUUGUAUCCUCCAAUGGAUCCCAGAGUGCUCUCCAUGUAUAGUGAUGGAACAUUAUCACUCCCCUAUCCAUAUAACUUCUGUGUGACUUUGGAUUCAGCAGACAAUGACUUUACCUAUGUUCCACCACAUCAAAAUGUCCCAGUGGAAAAUUUAAUUGACACAGAUGAUUUAGGACAUGAAAAUGAAAGUUUAAAUAACCCAUUGAAAACCAAGGGUAUCGAGCAGGUAAGUCAUAAAUUAUACAUUAUUUAUCAUAUUUUACCCUUUAAAACUUGA